AUGAUAACUUUAUUGCUAAUCGUCGCACUUUCCCAGUUGUCUUCAACGGCUCCAAUACUUGAGCUGACACCAGGAAAAGUGCAAGGAUUCGAACAUCAAACAAAACAAAAUGCCACAGUAGAAGUAUUUCUCAACAUACCAUAUGCUGCACCUCCCGUAGAUGAGCUCAGAUUUGAGAGGCCCAAAGCUGUGACGCCGUGGGCGGAUGUACGCAGCGGUGAAAAAUUCGGACCUCAGUGUCUUCAGUUAGUCCAAAUGGAGAACACUAGCGAAGAUUGCUUAACGCUUAACAUAAUUCGACCAAGGAUUGAGGGCCAGUCGACAAGCCUACCUAUACUUUUCUGGGUCCAUGGGGGCGGAUACGAACUGGGUUCAGCUACGCAAUUUGGUUACGAAGGUUUCGCAAACAUUUAUGCAUCCAAAGGCAUUAUAGUGGUCUCAAUACAAUAUCGUCUUGGUGUUUUUGGAUUCUUUUCCACGGGCGAUGAGCGCAUUUCUGGAAACUUAGGAUUAUUCGACAUGGCAGAAGCGCUGAAGUUCAUAUACACGAAUGCUGAAAACAUCGGCGGAGACUGGACACGCAUCACCGUAUGGGGCCACAGUGCAGGCUCAGCGGCAACAGGACAACUUGCCCUAAGUCAACUGACUCGAGAGUAUAUCGCUCAAACCAUUGAAAUGUCCGGCUCUCCCUGGGGAUCAUGGGCUAUAGGAGCUGGUGUAGCACAUAACUCUUUUGAACUGGCAGAGGCUCUUGGAUGUGAGGCAGACAUCAAAGCUUGUUUGAAGAAAAAAACUGUCAAUGAGAUAUAUGAAGCCGUCGACAAAGUCGAGUUCAUACGGUUGGUGUACGUGGGAGAUCGUUUAGAAGAUUUUACGGGUGACAUUGUAUCCUUUUACGUUGAUAGAGAUGAAGAACCAAAAUCAGAAUUCUAUAUCAACCGCUAUACAGAGUUCGUUAGCAAUCUGCUAUUUGAAGCGGCAAUCGUCGACGAUAUACAGUCCCGUCAAAAGGCUGGAUGGACUGUGUAUGCUUAUAUGCUUGAUUACUAUAAUGAUGCGAUUUGGAGAGAUGUUCCCAAAGCACUGAGAGGAGCGCCACAUGCCAGCGAAUACCCCUACGUCCAUGGCAUAAACGUUUUGAGCCCAUUUGAAUUCAACGAAGACGAUCGGACAGUCGCGAAUUUUUUCCGAGAAUCGUUGGUCGAAUUUAUCAAGACAGGGAUCCUAUCACAUCAUAAUAAAUCUUGGUUGAAUAUCAGCAGUGAUCCAAAUAUUCGUUACACUCAAAUAACUCCACAUCCACAGACGAAUACAGGGUUUUUCAAUUUGACUGCUGCCUUUUGGCAAAGAAUGCGAUUGUAUGAUUACGACAUGGUUCAGCUACUACCUAGAAACAAAAGAAAAGCAGCAUAUUCUCAAUGGCUCUAUGUUCCGAUGUUGCAAUCUCCCCAAGCUUGCUUGAUUCUAUGGAUAAUCGGCUUUUGCUCAUCAGCGCAAGUUCUCGAACUAAAACCAGGAAAAAUUUUGGGGUUCACGUACAAGACGAAAAGUGGUAGAAUAGCGGAGAUUUUCCUAAACAUACCGUAUGCAUCUCCGCCGGUUGAUGAAUUGAGAUUUGAGAAACCCACACCUGUAAAGCCAUGGAAGAACAUUCGUAAUGGGACCGCACUUGGCCCCGCAUGCCAUCCAGUUCUACCGGGAGUGGGAUUCACAAAUGUUCCAAGCAGCGAAGAUUGCCUUACGCUCAAUAUAAUUCGACCCAAAAAAGAAAAACAACCCGAAUCUCCUCGUUCUCCUAUACUUAUCUGGAUCCAUGGCGGAGGUGGUCAAUUUGGUUCAGCUCAUGAUUUCGGAUACGAGGAUUUUGCUGAUAUUUACAUACCGAAUGACGUCGUCGUGGUUAUCAUACAGUAUCGUCUAGGAGUCUACGGUUUCUUUUCCACUGGGGACCAACGCAUGCCAGGAAAUCUAGGACUGUGGGACAUGGCAGAGGCUGUCAAGUUUGUGCAUUCGAAUGCAAAAAGUAUCGGAGGCGAUGCUUCACGAAUUACGGUAUGGGGCCACAGUUCGGGCGGUGCAGCUGCCGGUCAACUUAUUCUCAGCCCGGUUACCAGAGAUUACGUCGCACAAUCAAUUGAGAUGUCGGGCUCACCUUGGGCAGCUUAUGCGAUUGGAGCAUUUGUGGCAACCAAUUCAUUAGCACUCGCUGAGAAACUGCAAUGUGGUGACGAUAUCAGAACAUGCCUUAAAGGAAAGUCUGCUGAGGAGAUCAAUGAAGGCAUACGACAGCUGGUUAGUACUAGCAGAACUUUCUUCCAAAAGAUUAUAAAUUUGCUUUUAUGGCUCUCUGUCAAAUGGUAUGAGAAUGAUGAAAUGGUCGCUUCUGCAAAACCAAAGGCCUCCAUUAUUGGAAUGACGAAUAAAGAGGCAACAGCAUUCACUCUACUAGCAGCAGCAGCCAAUUUUCAUAAAUUUUUUGUCGAUCCACAAGAUUACUCGAUAUGGAAUAGAGGGAAACUAAUCAAUGAGCUAAAGAAGUUGAUGCGAUCGGUGUAUAAUGGCGAAUAUCAAGAAAAUCUAAUCAAUGACAUUGUAUCUUUCUAUAUCGAUAGGGGAGAAAAGAAGAAUCCUGAAUUUUAUAUUGAUCGCUUUGCAGAGUUUAUAAGCGACGUAAACUUCAAUGUUCCUGCUGUAAAUGGCAUUCUCUCUCGACUUCGCACGGAUUGGAAAUUGUAUGCCUAUACUCUUGAUUAUUACAAUGACGCCUUAUUCCAGGAUGAAGUUCCUAAUAAAUUAAGAGGAGCACCACAUGGCAGCGAACUUCCGUAUGCUAAUGGUGGAAAUUACUUUGAAAAGUUUGAGCAUGAUGCAAACGAUCGAGUCGUUGCCGGUGUCUUCCAACAAUCAUUUGCUACUUUUGCCAAGACAGGUACUCCUAUGAAUGAUCGAGAAGUAUGGCUGGACGUUGGUACAGAUCCAGACCUUCGCUAUCUUAGCAUCUCCGAUAAGACAAAAAUGAAGACGGGAUUCUUUGGAGAAAGCACUUCAUUCUGGAACAAGACACGCGAAUAUGGUUUCGACAUGCUGCAAGUGCUGCCAGCAACAUUUUCACAAGGAAAGAAAGAGGAACUUUGAGUAGCAAAUUUUUUGAAUAAUUUUUGUGGUUUUAAACAUUCUAAAGUUUGUGAACAUUGCUUUCUGCAAUUACUCACUCGCCAAUUUCAUCAAGAUCAUAGCCUAGGGUAGGGGAACGAACUCCUCUAGUUAGAGCCUGUCUUCGUUGGCAACUGGUCCUUUCGCU
This is a messenger RNA of Cylicocyclus nassatus, 3301 nucleotides long. The record is from the annotation of a GenBank genome assembly. NCBI's taxonomy places the organism in Eukaryota, Metazoa, Nematoda, Chromadorea, Rhabditida, Strongylidae.